GAAUAMAUGCUUAUGCAAUAGAGCAGCCAGACUGUUGUGCUUAAAACACCGAGACAUAGAUGACUUUGGAAUGAGAGGGACUCUUGCCACAUGUAGUUCAUGAAAAUAAUAGACACUUUAAAAGAAAAAAACACUUGGACCUUUUCCUUUGAAAACUGGGGAUUGAAGUUCAUGGAUUGUAACACAAAAAUUCAACUUCAUUCUUUAAAUUUCUAAGCUGCACUCUGGCAGUGGAUGCCACAAAGACAGCAGGGCUGUCAGUCUACUUAGUGAAAUAUUUUGUAGUCCCCAUUUUGAAUAAAAAAAAAAGGUCACAAACUCUGAGAAGGUAAAGUAACUACUAUACAAAGUGUAAAAGUUUGGUUGCAGUAUGAAAUAAUGAAAUUCUGUUGAAUAAAUCCUUGCCAUGUUUGUCAAUCCUGCUGAUUAUUCUAAGUCACUUGUUUCCUCCAAACACAUAUCUGCUUUGUUCUUAUGUAAGAUUAGUGCAAUAUAAGUGCACUAAUGUGCAAUAAUAUAAUAUUGCACUUAAGUGCAAUAACCCGGUAAACAUGCAAUAUAGUUUGGACUAGUACAAAACAGAAUUGCUCUGGGUUCUUCCUUGAUCUUAGUUUCCUCUACAUUUUGGAAAUUUGUACUUUUUAUUGCUGCCAUAGCAUGAGGUAGUGGCUUUCAGACCUUCCUUAGUGAGUUUCUUGAAGAGCCAGGUGGAUAAAUGUAUUUCCUGGUGAGAUUUGUGGACUGCGGAGAUGUAGUAUAGACAUCUUUAACUUUGGUAAAUAAGAAAAUGUACCAUGAACCAUGGCUUUGCAUUCUAGGAAGCAUUUCGGACCAUGAUAAAAGUGUUUUCUGUAUUUUUCUUUUAAAUAUAAAGUUUGAAUUACUGAAUUCACCCACAAUAAAACAGGCUAGAUCCUAUUCUGAUGUMGUGCAGAUAGUUUCUUCCUGUGUGUCUUGGGUCUGCCUCACUGCUUGGAGAUUUGUUGUUAUUAGGCUGCCACAGGGACAUUUGGAAGRCUGUUUUAAGGCAGGUUUUGAAAGCAGACAGUGUGAAUUACAGUGGAGUAGGCAGGAUGCACAAGUAUCCUCUUUGAAGCUAUCAACAGAAAAUUAUACACACAUCACAGAGAAGUACUGUUGCAAAGAGGGGUACUCCUCAAUAGUUUUUGAGGCAGGAAUAUAUCCUCUUUUUAAGUGAUGUUUGGAAAUCAAUCAUUUGGACAGURGAAUUUCCCCAACCUCUCUUCAUUCUGGUGGUAGCAUAUUGAUAAUAGGGUCACCAGAAUUUGAACUUGAGAGGCCAAAAUAUCUGAGUGAACCCUUGUUUUUUAGAGAUUCAUUGCAGCUAUGUGGCUUGGGAAGGUAGAUUUAAAACAACUAGAAGGCCAGCAAACAAUAUUUCUUAGAAAAUCAGUGACUACAGUUAGUCUUUUAAGACCUUCCAAAAUACUUUGCAAACAAAUGCAGCUGCCUUUAAGGCCUAUGUAUGGUAAUAUCUUCAUCAUUCUCUUAGUCUGUGACAAAUGUUUAUUUAUUACUUUUCUGAAGUUUUUUCCAAGUCUUCCUUAGCCUAGACCUGCCCAGGCAGUGUGAACUUCCUSAUGUGAGCUGCUGGCUGAUUUUGAAUAUCCAUUCACCUCUGAGCAGGUUGAGGCUGCUCUCUGCCUUGCUGGAUCAGACUCUCAGCUCAUCUUUCAUAACUGCCAAGGUCUUUCAUAACCUCUGAUCUUUCAUAACCCCAAACGCUAGCCAGUUCCUCUCACAUGCCUUUUGUAACCUACACACACGCCACGUGUUUAAUCUCGUCCACUUGGAAUAGGCCCAUCCUGAUGAACCUGAAAUACAAGUGUUUCUUGGGUGCUUUGUCUGCCUCAAUCCUCCUGAGCCCCUGCCAGAUUUGUGUGGAUGUUGGACUUCCUUUCCUGAGACAAUGAAUGCUUGGUGGAAAGGAAAACCUGUUCUCUCUGACCUCAGAGGAGAAAAGGGAGAGCCUAGUCAUGGAUUUCCUUCUCUCCUGGGGUGUGAAGACCUAAUUGACUUAGGUGUGGCUCAGCUGGAGGUGGCAGUCUCCUUCCCUUCCUGUCCUAAGCCGCUGCUCAGCGUUCAUGGUGUGGCUGCUCUCUGUGCCACACAGAGGUCCCCACUGCUGUCUACUCAGAGCGAAACCCAGGGUCACUCGAGGGGGAAGCUGCUGCAGCAGGAAUUGCUUUAAUUCUGCCUCAGCACACUGCUUGCCAUUCUCUCCUUUGACAGUAAUUGCAGGCUGCAGUGAUGCAAUAAAAUGGGUUAUAGUUUUGCAGAGAGAGGGUGACCUCGCUGUAGCUACCCAGCUGUCAACAUGGAAUCCUCAGAUGCCUUCCAGUGGGGAUCUCUGUCACUUCACAGGUUUGAUGGAUGAUCUUCUAAUAGGGAAUAAAAUGGGAGGACAAGUAUAUAACAGCUUUAAUUUGAGGGGGGGGGGGGAGAAAAAGGAAAAAAUGUUUUGCAAUUAYUAGCCUGAGUGCGAAAGAGCGUUUCCUCAGUGUGACAGCCAGAAGCUUGCUGCACUGUUAUUAAAGCACUUCGGUGGGAAUCCAUGCUGGCUUUUUUACCCAGCAUAGGAUUAUAUUGGAUUAGUCAUAUAAAAUUGUUGUUUACUGUCUCUCGCCCUUUUCCCCAGAGCUUUUAUCAGGAAUCUCACAAAGCAUAUAGUUUGAGCCUGCCAUAAGAGGUAACCUAGAUGAGCAGCUUUUUGUUUGUGUAAACUGCUACGAUGUUGUAAUUUAAUUUAAUCCUAACGUUGAAGUGAGAGAUUUUAUAGCUGAUAAAAGAUGCAAUUUGGCCCAGACUUUCCUUUUGCCUACAAGAAGGGAAGUUAGAUCAUAAGGAGAUGCCCUCUUUUCUUGCUGGACUCCUCAGAAGAGCUUUGCUGAUCCAGCAGCUGCUGGAGCUGUUCUGUGGCAUCAGAGACCAUCAGAGAUUCCUAACACUGGCACCAUUUUUCAUAAUGCUCUCUAAUGAGUCUUUUAGGGCAUAAURCUUGAUUAACACUCUGUUCUGAGCAGUGAAUAUUUCUUGUGUUCCUUUUCUGUCAUGCAGAGCCAUAUUCUGACCAUCUUUCUUCUCUGUGUCCAGAAGGCCCAGGGAUCACUGCUUAGACAUGGUCCACAUUUUCCCACCUGCUACGGACUAACACUCUCAAACAUACAGUGCAAGGCUGUCCCUUUAGAUCUACCCUGAGGGUUGGUUAUAACAAGGAAAUAUUUUUUCACUUCAAGGUCGACAGACAGCUCUGCUGGUAAAAUGGCACCCUUCAGUUUUUUCUGGAGUUUUCAGACUGGCUCUCAUCCUGGGAAAUUUUCACUUGCAGGAGGUAUGGCUACAAGAACUUUCCUGAGGUGUGGAGUGCCUUUGAUUCUACAGUGAGAGAUGUUUUUCUUCUCUGUAAGGGUUUCUGUGACAAGAGAUUUUGUGCUGACAAAAAGCCCAAUGUGAUCCUUUGAGUAGCCCAAGCUGUUUUCAUCUGAGAGGAGAAUUUGAGGCAUUAUCUAUGCUGGUACUGCAAUGCUGAGUUCUAGCUCGACGACUGUGAAGAAUUUCCCUCUGAAGAGGAGGCUCUGUUUUCUGCUGAAACUCGUGUGCUUUGUCAGCUCAGUGUUAAUAUUUUGUGAAUUUUUAAUUUACUAUGUGGUAAUAUUUCAAUGCCGAUGGCCAGAUGUGAAAGGUGGAGCUCACAUGGGUGAAGAAGAGACUUCAGCUUCAGUCCUGAAGGCCAUAAUUUUAGCUGAUACACACCUACUUGGUGAAAUCAAAGGACAUUGGUUCGAUAAACUAAGAAGGGAAUGGCAAAUGGAGAGAUCUUUCCAAACUGCYUUAUGGUUACUGCAGCCAGAUAUUGUUUUUAUUCUGGGAGAUGUUUUUGAUGAAGGAAAAUGGAGCUCACCUCAGGCAUGGGCAGAUGAUGUCAGAAGAUUCCGGAAAAUGUUUAAGCACCCAGUUUCUACGGAGCUCGUGGUCAUUGUUGGGAAUCACGACAUUGGAUUUCAUUACGAAAUGACUACUUACAAGGUAAAUCGAUUUGAAAAGGUUUUCAACUUUACUUCAGGAAAUCUGAUAACUCGGAAAGGAAUAAACUUUGUCCUAGUGAACAGUGUAGCCAUGGAGGGUGAUGGCUGUGCUGUCUGYCGUACCUCAGAGGCAAAACUUGUGGCACUUUCUCACAAACUGAAUUGCUCCCAGCAGAAACCGAAUCGUUCCAACAACAGAUGCAGUGAAAUGGAAAAGCUUCCAGCUUCAGAACCCAUCCUUUUACAGCAUUACCCUCUCUAUCGGAAAAGUGAUGCUGAAUGCACUGGAGAAGAUUCUGCUCCUCYGGAAGAGAAGAAGAUCCCCUUUAAAGAAAAGUAUGAUGUACUGUCUCAAGAGGCAUCACAAAAGCUGCUGUGGUGGUUUCAGCCCCGUUUGAUUCUCAGUGGGCACACUCACAGUGCUUGUGAAGUGCUGCACGCAGGGAAAAUUCCAGAAAUCAGUGUCCCAUCAUUCAGUUGGAGGAAUAGAAACAAUCCUAGUUUCAUCAUGGGCAGCAUAACACCAACUGAUUUCUCCCUCCAAAAAUGCUUCCUUCCAUUUGAGAGCAGAGUCUUCACUAUCUACUGUGCAGCAGGUGCUCUGCUUGUGAUCCUGGUACUAGCUCAUGUUCAGCUUCUCACUCCACCAUUUUAUUUUGCUCAGCGUUUAAUCAGUAAGCAUAAAGCAGUAUGA
Molecule: messenger RNA, 4740 nt
Organism: Malurus melanocephalus (red-backed fairy wren)
Lineage: Eukaryota; Metazoa; Chordata; Aves; Passeriformes; Maluridae
Gene: MPPE1
Product: metallophosphoesterase 1
Exons: 11
Coding region: 3544-4740 (398 amino acids)
Biological process (GO): endoplasmic reticulum to Golgi vesicle-mediated transport; GPI anchor biosynthetic process
Cellular component (GO): endoplasmic reticulum-Golgi intermediate compartment
Molecular function (GO): phosphoric diester hydrolase activity
Source: RefSeq, a predicted model, not a curated record